Exophiala oligosperma is the source of this 1810-nucleotide messenger RNA. RefSeq lists its product as uncharacterized. The transcript has 2 exons. Gene Ontology annotation, cellular component: mitochondrial crista junction; MICOS complex. Lineage: Eukaryota; Fungi; Ascomycota; Eurotiomycetes; Chaetothyriales; Herpotrichiellaceae. The coding region runs from base 343 to 867 and encodes 174 amino acids. The record is from RefSeq and is a predicted model, not a curated record. Gene Ontology annotation, biological process: cristae formation.
AGACAGUGGUAGGAAGGCGGAUAUACGGAGUGUAUGAUCUACGAACUGACGUCCUGGUCCACCGUAGAUAGUCCGGCGGAGUACCCACCCACCUGAAGUCCGGAAACUUUUCGAUGCUUUGAAGCUUCCCUUGUUCGGAUACAAGACGCCUCUCGGGCAAGACACCUCUCUUCUUCAAUCAAAUACCACUUUAACCAAAUUAUCUCACCUCAUUACUCACCCGCAGUCUUCCUAAGACCUCCACGUCGGCCUAUCUCGAGCUCUUUGCAGAGUAAUAUCAAGCUUUGUGUACGGCCGGCUCCAACAGUUAUACACACCACCUUGUCCCUGAAGUCAGCAAAUAUGGGUUUCACAACAGGUUUCCUGGGUGGACUUACCCUAACUUACUCAGUCCUUUACAUGUCAUUAUACGUGCACCGGACCAACAGACACGCGCAACGUACACUCCUCAAACAACAAGCGACGUUACUCAACUCGGCCGUCGACCCUCUGCCUCCGCUGCCCGACCCGCCGGCGUACGAAGUUCGGAAGGCGGGGUUGGUCGAAGAGCUCAAGGACCACUGGAACACCGAGGUCGAGACGAUCGUGCGCAACCUGCAGACGACCGACUGGGCGGCCAAGCGUGGGGAGUGGGAAGACAAGAUCGCGGCAGGCUGGGCCAAGAUCAGGUCGAGUCAGACCGCUCAGGACCUCGAGGCCCGGGCCAAGGACACGGCAAAGGAGGUCGAGCGGAACGUCAAGCAGGCCGUGAGCGAGGGGAAAGCCGCGGCCAAGGACGUGAAAGACAAGGUGGUCCAGAGUGGUGAGCAGGCGAGUGAAAAGGCAAAGAAUGCAACGAGAGAACCGAGGCUCCUGGAGUUGAAAUGAAAAAGAAAGAAACUCGACAAGAAAGAAAAGAUUUAAACAAAAACUAAUGCUGAUAACCAUGAUACGAACUUGAUUCUCUCGACAUUGUCUUAGGGACCUGCCGGAAACCACCCCCCCUCACUGUCAUAAUAAACUGGACUUCAAGACGGAACCCGGGACCCCCUGGUUCGCAAGAUCUUGGUACCAAAUUCGAGAAAGAGCGCCUCUGGACAAUCCGAGUCCGAUUUCCUUGAGCCGACAUCGUCAGCUCGUCGAAGCGUUACGCGUGGCACGUGGGCAUCAAGACUCUACUACUAGCCAUCGAGGUCGUGUCUUUCCAUUGUCAACAGCGAGGCUCAUGCGUCGUCCAAAUUAUGGCACCCGGACGCAUACAGAGGCUACAAAUCAUCGACCUGCCCACUACUGACGAACCUCCCAAGUCGUGGGUGCUAAACGAAUCGUGGAUUGUGAACCAAGAUGGAUUCUCGCUUGCCCAGGCCAUCGAAGAUGGUGGCGACUCUUCUGGACAGACACAGCAGAUCAUGGGUCAGGGGGAACUGGGAAUUCAAAAAUUCAUGGUGGUGACCAGGAGACGGUGUCACUCGCACCGAGGGGCAUCAGAGCGCGAACCCAGGGCUAAAUAGACGCCGGGGUCGAUUUCUACCAGAGUCACAAGACACAAAGGCACAUGUCUAACGGAAUGUCAUGCAAUGGAGUCUUGUUGGUGGUGACAGAGUCUUCAAAUGUCAAUCACAGAUCUUGGUCUUCCUAACGAUCGAUUUCGUUUCAAUUUUCUUUCAUCUAUUUGAAAUCUCAAGGCUAUCCUUUGGAGUCAUCUCCUUCCAGAACGAAGUACUUCCUCCCACCCCUUGAUCUGCAACCCUCCCCGGGACAAAACAAUACGAAAACAAGCACCCCGUAACACCGUGCAUGGUUCAUUGCCUACCUACCUUGUGUACCUAAG